Caenorhabditis remanei is the source of this 1965-nucleotide messenger RNA. RefSeq lists its product as uncharacterized. Gene Ontology annotation, cellular component: RNA polymerase II transcription regulator complex. Gene Ontology annotation, biological process: hormone-mediated signaling pathway; tissue development; regulation of transcription by RNA polymerase II. The transcript is spliced from 10 exons. NCBI's taxonomy places the organism in Eukaryota, Metazoa, Nematoda, Chromadorea, Rhabditida, Rhabditidae. The coding region runs from base 1 to 1965 and encodes 654 amino acids. Gene Ontology annotation, molecular function: nuclear receptor activity; zinc ion binding; RNA polymerase II cis-regulatory region sequence-specific DNA binding. The record is from RefSeq and is a predicted model, not a curated record.
AUGGUCCGCAACAAGGCGAUUGUCGCGAAACGGUCAGGAGACAAUUCAACGUCCCAACCAAUGUCCAAGAAAAGAAAAGUUCAGCAACCGCAACAACCGUCAAAAACGGAUGAAGUUGAGACACUGAGAAGCGAACUGAAACAACUCGAAGAUGAACGUCGAAAGAUGGAAGAAUACUUUGCAAAAGAAGUGCGACGAUUGAAGCGAGAAACAAUUCGCCAUGAAAAGGAUGCUGAUCACCACGAAGAACAAUUGCAGAUUACUUUACGAGAUGUUGAAGCAGAAAUAAGAGAAAUGAAGAAGGAGAAUGAAAGAAUGAAACUAGAAGAGAAGGAACAUGAGAGUUUUAUGAAGUUGGUAGAAAAGGCUCGAGAAACGGAUAUCGCUGAUAAAGAAGAUGUGUUGCAAAACGAGGAGAAGAUUUCACAGAUUUACGCUGAAAGAAUAAAUGACCUCAAGCAGAAAAUGAAAAGCACGGAUUUGACGACAGAGGCUGAUGAAAUCGUUGCAGAGAUUGUAUGCGAGAGAUGCCAGAAGGGUUUCAAGAAUGUUGCUAAAGAUGAGAAAUCGCCAAAGAUCCUGCCUUGUGGACAUACAGCGUGCAUGGCCUGCAUCAAGGAACUCUGUGUUGAUGGACACAUUCGAUGUCCGUUUGAUAGGUCUCCUCCUCAAUCGACAAAGGUUGAUGAAAUGGAGGCAAAGAAACCAAAAUAUGAAACGGAGAUAUGCCCUAUCUGCGGUGAUCAAGUAUCCGGAUACCACUAUGGAGUUUUGACUUGUGAAAGUUGCAAGCAUUUCCGAUGUGCUUUGCAAGCCAACUGCCGUGUAGAUCAAUCCUUCCGAAAACGAUGUAAAAGUUGCCGUUUUCAAAAAUGUCUAAUGAUGGGGAUGAAGAUGGAAGCAGUCCGUGAAGAUAAAAAAAGAGGUGGAAAGAAUAAAUUCAACUCAUACUACAUGAUGGAUCGAAAAGAGAGAGUUGCUUUACGUAUGGAGUCACAGCCAGAACCACAUUUCAUGUCAGCUGGAAAUCAAGAUUCUAGAGUUUCAACUGGUCAAAAUGCACAAACUCAAUAUCAUGAUCCAACAAAAAUAACAACGGAAUAUGACGCACAUCUUCAAAGUCUGAGCUCACAUUCAUUGCUUUAUCCCACAUAUUAUCCACUGCCGGAAAUGAUGCCAAUCAUAACUAAUACUCCUUUUCUGGUACCAUAUUCACCAUCCACCAGCACUCCAUCCCCAAUCCUCCCACUUUGCUCAACACCAACCGAAAGGACAGUGAACCAGUUUUUCAGCAGCUCCAUUUGCAAAACUAUGCCAGACGACUCCGUCAUACCACUAAUUCUUUCUAGAAUUGUCAAAAGUGACGCUCACGCGUUUGCAGUUCAAGUUGCUGAUGAAAAUCUGCGAGAGAUUGUCAACUGGGCAAAACAAGAUGAAACCUUCAGCAAGCUCGAGUUGAAUGACCAAAUAAAAUUACUGCAAACGUCCUGGUUGACAAUUCACAUCAUUGAUAUCACGAAUGCAAUGGUGUUGGGCACCCUUCAUCCACAAUACAACAUUGGAAACGGAGAAGAAGUCUCCGUCGGCUUCAUUGCACUUCUUGGUAACCAGAACUUGGUGUCUUCUUGGGAUGAUAUAGUAAUCAGACUAAGGAAUAUUGGAUUCAACAAACACGACUAUUGUGUUUUUCGUUGCUUGGCUCUACUCGAUGAAGGACAUAACGCCACUGUCAAUGCGGGGAGGUUACAAGUACUCCACGCUUGGAGUGAAGUCAGGUCGAACACCGCGUUUUUAGAAAUCUUCGAUCAAAUCAGACACCUAGCCAGCAUCUCAAUUCAAUAUGUUUGGGGACUUCAACACACCCGUCCUUCCGUUUGGGCACUUCUCAAUCCGACUACAUCGGCUGCUCUUGAAUUGGUCAAAGCCAAUGCCACCCGUUCUUCUGGUGGUACAGAAGUCAACUAA